AUGGCAUACCUCGCCGACGAGAAUGCCAUGCGCAUCUGCGUCCGACCACGACCGUGGCACCCGGAGAAAGAGGCCCCGUUUCUUGCGCAGCAUGUCGACAUGCCCUUCUUCCUCGGAGAGGGCAACUUUGCUCAACCCAAGAAACCCCCCUCGACCGGCUCGCUGCGCGAGAUCGUCGAGGUCAUUGACAACCGUCAACUCGACUUUGACAAGCCUCCACCAGGCGGAGUGUCCAAGAGGGGAGAGGUCGGCGCCAAGCGUUACAAGAACCGGAGGUGGAUGGCCGCUUCCCAGGAGGAGGUGUACGAGAACACCGCCAAGCCUCUCCUCGAGGGUGUUCUGAAGGGCUUCAAUGCGACUGUGUUCGCCUACGGAAACGACCCGGGAAUCAUCGUUCGAACCAUGCGCGACCUGUUCAUGAUGAUUGAAGAGACCAAGGACCGGUUUGACACGCGUGUCGAGCUCUCCAUGGUCGAGAUCUACAACGAAACGAUCCGCGACCUUCUCAGCGACGGCUUCCCGGCGAUGCCAGUCCACGGUUUGAAACUCAUGGAGAACGAGAAGGAGCGAGUCACGAUUGCGAAUGUCACAAUCAAGGCGCCGACCACCGCCGACGAAGUCAUGGACCUCGUCAUGUUAGGAAACGAGCGCCGAAGCACCUCGUUCACCGCUGCCAACAGCCAGUCCUCACGAUCCCACGCCGUUCUUCAGAUCAACGUCACGCGCAGUGCGCGACGGGCCGACGUCGACUUUGAGCGAGAAGAGAUCAGCUUGGACACCAACUCUGCCACGUUGUCGAUCGUCGAUCUUGCCGGAAGUGAACGUGCGUCUGCGACGCACAACAUGGGUGCACGCAUGAAGGAGGGUGCGAAGAUCAACCAGUCCCUGCUCGCCCUCAGCAGUUGUAUCGGUGCCCUCUGUCUCGCCCAGCGUAGAGGUUCGCGGCCGCACGUGCCGUACCGCAACUCCAAACUCACCCGGCUUCUCAAGUUCUCGCUCGGAGGCAACUGCCGCACUGUCAUGAUCGUCUGUGUGUCGCCCAGCUCGCGCGACAUCGAGGACACGAGCAAUACACUGACGUGGGCGAACAAGGCAAAGGACGUCAAGACGACAGUCUCGCGUAACGUUGGCGGCCACCAGGUGUCGGCACGCCAAUACCUCGAGAAGAUCGCCGAAUACUCGGAGCGUAUCAAGCUGCUCGAGGCUCAGCUGGAGAAGCGCGAUGCCGAGUUAAACGGCGUGCGGAAGAAACAGCAGAACGAGGCGCAGCAGCGCAUUCGCGACGCCGUGCGCGUCAUCACGGAUCGCAUCGAGACCGACAUUGCCGCCAUCAAGGAUGGUGCCGAGCAUCGUGCGCUGUGGGACAUUGCCGACCUUGGCCUGACCUACAUGGGCAACCGCAAGGACGAGAUUGACGUUGACGAGGCUUCAGUCGAUCCGGAGGCGGAGAAGGCGCAGUGCCAGAAGGUCAUCAACCAGUAUAAGAAUGCCUACGUCGAGAACCGUUCCGUUCAGGCCAAGGUUCGCCGUGAGCACGAGCUGGCGACUGGCAUCGAAGCGCAGAUCCAGCAGACCGAAACGCGAACAUUCUCUGGCCUCGAUGACGUGAACAUUCGCAACCUGCAUCUUGAGCUUGCUGCCCAGCGCCACCGCAUCGCCGAGGCUGUGUCGGACGCCCGCCAGCGUGGCUACCGCACGUCCGCUGCUCGCUUGCAGGACAUUCUCGCGCGGUGCAUCAUCGCUCUGUCGCGUCAGGACACGAUGAUCCGCCGCAACAAGAACGAUGUCGGCGCUCUGAUGACCGCGACAGCGGCGCAGCAGUCCGACCUUCUUGCCCAGAUUGCGCGCCGCAUCACCGGCGCCGCCGAUGUCAGCAGCAAUGAGCUGCGAGCCAUUGUUGACUCGAUCGGCACUAUGGACAGCCUCCCUCCCCAAUCUCCAGCCAAGCCAGCGGUGCCUCCUGUUCUCGCUGCGCUCCGCUCCCCGGACAGCUCGUUCAGUAGUCUGUCGCCGGGCUCGCCUCGCGUCAAGCGCCUCUCGAAGGGCCACGUUGCGGGCAAGCUGAACUCUCCGCGCAAGUCAGCUCCUCGAGCGCUGCGGCGAUCGUCCCUCGGCCCGACGGCGAAACCGGCACGAACAGCGCGCUUUGCAGAUGAAAUGGACCUUGAGACUGUGCACCACUUCUCUCAGCACGGCAACGACACCUCCAAUAGCAUGGAGGUUCUCGACGACUCGGCCGAUUGGGAGGAGGUGGCGGAGACGGUGAAGCCGAUCCCGGCGAGCAGGCUGCGCGUUUGCUCGACGCCGGCACCAUUCACCGUCAGCGAAGAGGCGCCCGCUCCGCCCCCGCCAGCGCCUGCACUGGCUCUUGCACCCAUGCCCACCACCACAGCUAAACCUUCGCCAUCGCGGCCCCCGUCCUCUGCAUCUAACCACGAGCCCAAGGCGUCGCCGAUGUCUGAGUCGAUCCCGGAGUGGAAGAAGAACCGUAUGCUUCUCGGCAAGUCCUCCAUGAGCAACUUGAACGGUGGCGGAGCGCCAUCAUCCCCCAACACAUCUGUACAGGACGGUUCACCGAUGAACCGCUCCAUGGCUGGUUUAGGCUUAGGCCGCCCCGUGCGACGCCCUGGUGCGCCUCUCGGCGAGCUGAAGCAGUUACCCAGCUUGCGAGCAUCGGUGUCGUCGCGGCUCAUGGAGCCAACCGCAUCGUCCGCGGCCCGUAACAAGGGAGCUACGGAGACGCCGUCCCCCGCCCCCGUUCCGGAAAGCAGGCGCAUGAGCAUGAGCGUGCGCAACGAGCGGAAGAAGCUGCACAAGGCAGCUCCGUACGGGCGCAAGGUCAGCCUGAUCCCCUCCCCUGUCCAUUCGCCCGGCACGUCGCCGCGCGGCUCGCUCACGGGCAACAACAAGAAGAGCCCGCCCAAGAGCAAGACGGCAAUGACGCUCAGCCUCGGUCCCGGUGCCGCUACCGCCGGCCUGAGGAAGAGGCCGAGCAUGGUCCUCGGCGCGAGCCAGAUUGGAAACACGUCCCUCCCGCCCUGGAAGUAG
This is a messenger RNA of Trichosporon asahii var. asahii CBS 2479, 3048 nucleotides long. Its product is annotated as kinesin-related motor protein involved in mitotic spindle positioning, Kip3p. Gene Ontology annotation, molecular function: plus-end-directed microtubule motor activity; ATP hydrolysis activity; microtubule binding. The record is from RefSeq and is a predicted model, not a curated record. Gene Ontology annotation, cellular component: mitotic spindle astral microtubule; nucleus; kinesin complex. The coding region runs from base 1 to 3048 and encodes 1015 amino acids. Gene Ontology annotation, biological process: mitotic sister chromatid segregation; microtubule-based movement; microtubule depolymerization. Lineage: Eukaryota; Fungi; Basidiomycota; Tremellomycetes; Trichosporonales; Trichosporonaceae. The transcript has 5 exons.